ACCUUCCUUCAAAUGUGACUUAAUUAAAAUCGAAAUUGAUCGGAGUAGUACAGCGAAGAUGUCGAGGACGGCGACUGCUUUGCUCGCUCUCUUGACUCUGCUCCUCCCGAGCCCUAAUCGCCGGACGCUCGCUCUCGCCUUCGCCGGCGUCGCCCUCUGCGUCGCCUCCUACCUCCUCGGCAUCUACUCCAAUAACCGCCCCUCCAUCGCUCCCCAACUCUCCCCCACCCCGGGGGACUGCCACCCGCUCCUCCUCCCCUCCCCUUCCUCCGCCUCCUCCGACGGCCAACUUGGCUUCCUCCCCCUCCACUCCGCCGCCGCCGCCUUCCCAGUUGACCAGCCCCCGCUGCCGCCGCUCCCCUUCUGCCCCGCCAACUUCACUCACUACUGUCCCUGCCACGAUCCCCAGCGCGAGCGACUAUUCCCUACCCGCGAUCUCCAGCACCGUGAGCGCCACUGCCCUGACCCCCGCGACCGCCCGCCUCGCUGCCGCGUACCGCUUCCGCCUGGCUACCGCGCGCCCCUCCCCUGGCCAGCUAGUCGUGACCGCGCCUGGUUCGCUAACGUGCCCUUUCCCAAGCUGAGCGUGGCCAAGAAGGAACAGAACUGGGUCAGGGUGGAGGGGGACUGGCUGGUCUUUCCUGGGGGUGGCACUUCCUUUAUCAAUGGGGUCAAGUGGUAUGUUACAGAGAUGGCCAAGCAGGUUCCGUUGAGGAGUGGGGAAAUUAGGACCGUUCUGGAUAUUGGCUGCGGGGUUGCAAGCUUUGGUGGACAUCUUUUGGACUAUGAUAUCUUGACCAUGUCAGUUGCACCAAGAGAUGUACAUGAAGCUCAAGUUCAAUUUGCCCUUGAACGUGGAAUUCCAGCAAUGCUUGGUGUUUUAAGUAUUCAUCGGCUCCCAUUUCCAUCGAGAUCCUUUGAUAUGGCUCACUGUGCAAGAUGUCUUAUUACAUGGACUGGCUAUAAUGGCCUGUACUUGCUGGAAAUAGAUAGGGUUCUUAGACCUGGUGGCUAUUGGGUUUUGUCUGGGCCACCAAUAAACUGGAAGAACAUGUAUAAAGGUUGGGGAAGGAAACGUCAAGAAGUUGCAGAAGAGCAGAAAGCUAUAGAAGAUUUAGCUAAACGGCUUUGUUGGAAGAAGGUUUCAGAAAAAAGCACCAUGGCCGUGUGGCAAAAGCCUACUAACCUUUUGCAUUGCAUGAAAAAAUCAAAGACUCUUAAUUCUCCACCUUUCUGUUUAAGAACUGACCCUGAUUCUGCUUGGUAUGAGAAGAUGGACACAUGCAUUUCUCCUUUACCCAAGCUGGAGGUACUAGAGCAUACAAGUGGCGGAAAUCUUGUAAAUUGGCCUAAGAGGUUAAAUGCUACACCACCAAGGAUACUUGCUAGGAGCAUUGAAAGGAUCACCAUUGAGAACUUCAAUCACGAAAACAAACUAUGGAGUGAAAGGGUCUUGCAUUAUGAGGCAUAUCUCAGUAAUCUGCCCAGGGGUAAAUAUAGGAAUAUCAUGGACAUGAAUGCUGGCCUUGGAGGCUUUGCUGCUGCUGUGUCCAAAUAUCCUGUUUGGGUUAUGAAUGUCGUUCCUGUUGAUAAUAAGAACGACACACUUGGCAUCGUAUAUGAACGUGGACUUAUAGGAACAUACAUGGACUGGUGUGAAGCUUUCUCCACUUAUCCUCGCACAUAUGAUCUGAUCCAUGCUAAUGGAGUGUUCAGUAUGUACAUGGACAAAUGUGAAUUGAUCAGCAUCGUACUUGAAAUGGAUCGCAUCCUUCGCCCUGGAGGUGCUGCUAUAGUUCGUGAUCACAUUGAUGUUAUCGUCAAAGUAAAGCAGUUAACAGAUAGUUUAAGAUGGCAAAGUCGCAUUGUUCACAGCGAAAAUGGACCUUUCCAUCCAGAGAAGCUUCUCAUAGUUGACAAUUCAGUACAGUAGACACAAAUGUGAGAUCAAGCAGACGAGAUCUAAAAACACCACUUCAGCAGGUGAUGGUACCUCGACUCGACUAGAUGGGAGAGUGGCUCUUCUUCCUCGAUCACAAUGCCAUGUCAUUUCGAUGACUAUGGAAUUGGUUGAAGGUAACAUAAUGUCAAAACCUUAUUUUUUUAAGUAAAAAAAAAACAAAUACAUAAACCGUUAGUUAUUGUUUCAGGGAUUAAUGAUAUGUAUGGUGUAUGAACUUUAUGUAACUUGAAAUCAAAGAAACAGUGAGUGCAUUAAUUUGA
Molecule: messenger RNA, 2223 nt
Organism: Zingiber officinale
Lineage: Eukaryota; Viridiplantae; Streptophyta; Magnoliopsida; Zingiberales; Zingiberaceae
Product: probable methyltransferase PMT19
Exons: 6
Coding region: 59-1933 (624 amino acids)
Cellular component (GO): trans-Golgi network; cytoplasm; endosome
Molecular function (GO): methyltransferase activity
Source: RefSeq, a predicted model, not a curated record